Symbiodinium necroappetens is the source of this 1500-nucleotide messenger RNA. The record is from the annotation of a GenBank genome assembly. NCBI's taxonomy places the organism in Eukaryota, Dinophyceae, Suessiales, Symbiodiniaceae.
AUGCCCUUCCAGGCCUUCACCUCCACGGCCUCGUCAGAGACACUUUCGGUCGAUGUUUCGACCUCUGCGAUUAUCCGUCGUCAUCUCAUCCAAGGACGGCUUGCCUGCGCUCAAGGUCUUGGGCGUCUCGUAGCAGCCAUGGACCAGGGUGAGGCGCAAACUACUCCUCUCGUGCAGCAAGAUGAAGGCCACAUGGGGUGGAAGCAAGCCGGCAUCACAGUGUUUACGUUCGCAGCACCGUCUGCUGUGAUGGCCGUGCCGUUCGCCAUUUCAAGCGCCGGCUACGCCGGUGGCAUGCUUCUAUGCAUAAUCCUUACGUCGGCUUCGGUCGCUGCAGCCAACAUGCUCCUGGAGAUGAAGCUGCUGUACCCGCAUUGCAAGACGUUUGGAGAUCUUGGUUUGGAAGUGAUUGGGAGGCCCGCACAAGUGUGGGGCAACCUGAUCCAGCUCGGGAACUUCUGUCUUUUCAUGCCGUGUGCUCUUCGAUUCUGCGGCUUGUCCUUGUAUUCCAUCGGCACUCUGGGUCCGCUGGGCAGCUGCAUCGAUUACUACGUCUGGAUAAUCGCAGGAAUCUGCUUGCUGACUACACAAGUCAGGAGCUUUGACAACGUCCAGUACUUCACCGUGAUCUCUUUCAUGUGCGUCGUCGGCAUGGUCAUCACAAUGGUGAUCGGCGCCUUCCAGUAUGAGCACACUCCCAGAAUCCCCGCACAGUGGUUCGGUAACCCAGAGCCUAGCCCGGGCCUGAGGCUCAUACGGCUUGCCGGUGGCUUCACGAUCGGUGCUUGGGCAUUCAUUCCUGCUUUCCUCACCGUCGAACUGAGCACUUGCAUGCGAAACCCCGCCGACUUCAAGAAAUCCCUGCUGAUGGCCGGAAGCCUCAACGUGCUACUCUUCGCGACCGUUGGCACUACCGUCGUUGCUCGCUGGGGUUACAAUGUCGGCGAAGUCAUCGCCAUCACCACGGGCGUUGGUGCAUUCGUGAAGGGAGACGUGAUCAACACUCUCUUCAAUGCCUUUCAACUGGGCGGCAAUUUUGUGUCGUACAUGCUGGACUCGGUUCCACUCAGUCGGUUCUGCCAGAGAAGUUGGGCUCCAGACUUCAAGGAUACAUGGACAAUGCCGGAUAUUAUCAGAUUCUUCGGAUACUCCUUGCCCACGUUCUUGUCAGCAUUAUUUCUGAGCACUUUCACCCCCAACAUCAACACGUUGCUGGAUUUCGUCACAGCUCUGACUACACCCUGGGUGACUCAGAUCUAUCCAGCGGUCCUCUACUGGAGGGUCCUCCACCGACGAGCGGCAGACAACAUAGAGUGUGGGCUGGACAACCCUGUCAAGCGCUCAGAGAAGAUCACCGUCGCUCUGGUGUUCACCGUCGGAUGGAUCAGCUUCUGUGCCUGUGCAUUGAAAGCUGUCGGAUACCUUGCGUUUGACGAACUCCGGCCGUCGUUUCAGAUCGGAUGUAACGACUGGCUUAUUUGGAAAUGGUCCCGCAAAUAA